CCCCCGGCCCCGGCGGAGGCGGCGGGCGGCGGCGGGCGGGGGGACGGCGGCGCCGAGCAGUUCUCCGAGAAAAAGGCGCUGCGGAGCAAAAAGAGCCCCCCCGCCCCGGGAAAGGCGCCGGGAAGCAGAAAAGGUACAGCGGUGCCGGUAGAGUGCCCCACAUGUCAUAAAACCUUCCUCAGCAAAUAUUACCUUAAAGUGCACAACAGGAAACAUACUGGAGAGAAGCCAUUUGAGUGUUCCAAGUGUGGCAAAUGUUACUUUAGGAAAGAGAAUCUCAUGGAACAUGAAGCCAGGAACUGCAUGAACCGAUCAGAACAGGUGUUCACGUGCUCAGCGUGCCCCGAGGUGUUCAAGCGGCGGAUGGAGCUGCGGCUGCACAUGGUGUCACACACCGGGGAAAUGCCAUACAAGUGCUCCUCGUGCUCGCAGCAGUUCAUGCAGAAGAAGGAUCUGCAGAGCCACAUGAUAAAGCUGCAUGGUGCACCCAAGCCCCACGCGUGCUCAACCUGCUCCAAGUGCUUUCUGUCCCGGACAGAGCUGCGCCUGCACGAGGCCUUCAAGCACCGUGGAGAGAAGCUGUUUGUGUGUGAGGAGUGUGGGCACAGGGCCUCGAGCCGCAAUGGCCUGCAGAUGCACAUCAAGGCCAAGCACAGAAAUGAGCGGCCCUACGUGUGUGAGUUCUGCCACCACGCCUUCACGCAGAAAGCCAACCUCAACAUGCACCUGCGCACACACACCGGCGAGAAGCCCUUCCAGUGCCACCUCUGCGGCAAGACCUUCCGGACACAAGCGAGCCUGGACAAGCACAACCGGACGCACACAGGCGAGCGGCCGUUCAGCUGUGAGUUUUGUGAGCAGCGUUUCACCGAGAAGGGGCCGCUGCUGAGACACAUCGCCAGCCGGCACCAGGAGGGGCGGCCCCACUUCUGCCACAUCUGCGGGAAGACGUUCAAAGCAGUGGAACAGCUGCGCGUCCAUAUCCGCCGGCACAAGGGCGUGAGGAAGUUUGAGUGCACUGAGUGUGGCUACAAGUUCACGCGGCAGGCUCACCUGAGGCGCCACAUGGAGAUCCACGACCGCGUGGAGAACUACAACCCCCGGCAGCGGAAGCUGAGGAACCUGAUCAUCGAGGACGAGAAGGAUGUGAUGGUGGUGCUGCAGCCGCCACCAGAGCUGGAGGUGGGCUCGGCCGAGGUGAUUGUGGAGUCACUGGCCCACAGGCCGCUGCCCGAGGAGGUUCCUGCGCAGAGACUGUGCUCAGAUGAGAACUUCUCCACGGCGGACGUGAUUGAGCAAUCUCUGAUUAUAACGACAACGAUUCCUGAAGACUGUGAGACGUAGUGCAGCCACCCUACCACCGAAACACAGUAAAGUGUUGGGCUGAGCCAGUCUCUGCCA
This is a messenger RNA of Neopelma chrysocephalum (saffron-crested tyrant-manakin), 1401 nucleotides long. It is a transcript of the gene ZBTB48, whose product is annotated as zinc finger and BTB domain containing 48. NCBI's taxonomy places the organism in Eukaryota, Metazoa, Chordata, Aves, Passeriformes, Pipridae. The transcript is spliced from 9 exons. The record is from RefSeq and is a predicted model, not a curated record. The annotation marks the transcript as partial.